AUGGAUCACAGGGCUGAGGAGAAAAGAAAGCAGCGCCAUAGCUUGACUUUAUUGGAACAAGUAAAGAGAAUGAAAGAAUCAACGGAGAUAACUGAUGUUGUGCUAAUUGCAGAAGGUGAGAAAUUCCCCUGCCAUAAGGUGGUGCUGGCUGCCUUCAGUCCCUAUUUCAAAGCCAUGUUUACCUGCGGCUUGGCUGAAUGCACGCAAAAAGAAGUGGUACUGUACGACAUCUCUGCAGAGAGCGUGUCCGUAAUACUCGAUUACAUGUACAGUGCAGAUUUGCACCUCACUAAUCAGAAUGUGCAGACUGUUGCGCUUGCUGCGUAUUUCAUGCAGAUGGAAGAUGUUUUCAGUAUGUGUCAGAAGUACAUGAUGGACCAUAUGGAUGCUUCCAACUGUGUGGGCAUCUACUACUUUGCAAACCACAUUGGGGCAGAAGAUUUAUCUGAUCAAGCGAGGAAAUACUUGUAUCAGCAUUUUGCUGAGGUGAGCUUACAGGAAGAAAUAUUAGAGAUUGAAUUCCAGCAGCUGUUGACGCUCAUAAAAUCAGAUGAUCUGAAUAUUUCCAGGGAGGAAAGCAUUCUGGACCUCGUCAUUAGAUGGGUCAAGCACAGCAGAAAGACACGUGUAGAGCACCUUAUCGAGCUCCUGAAGCAAGUGAGACUGGUACUUGUCAGCCCUGCCUUUCUCGUGGAAGCCCGGAAAAGGAACACAAUGAUCCUGUGCAACUCAGAAUGCAAUGAUAUGUUUGAGGAAGCACUGGAAACCAUCAAGCUAUCCAGCCGCCCUUCUCUCAACCUGCGAUACGGCAUGGAGACUACUGAUCUCUUACUCUGCAUCGGCAACAAUUCUCUCGGCAUUAGGUCAAGACAUGGUAGCUACGCAGACGCCAGUUUUUGUUAUGCUCCUGCGACACAAAAGACUUACUUCAUUUCCUCUCCAAAGUAUGGAGAGGGGUUAGGAUGUGUUUGCACUGGUGUUGUCACUGAGAAUAAUGAUAUUAUUGUGGCAGGAGAGGCAAGCGCCGUCAAAAUGUCUAGACAAAAGACCAGGAACAUCGAAAUUUAUAGAUACCACCAGCGAGGAAACCAGUUUUGGCACAGCCUGUGCACCACUCAGCUGCGUGAACUCUAUGCAUUGGGCACUAUCCAUAACGAUCUCUAUGUAAUAGGAGGGCAAAUGAAAGUGAAGAAUCAGUUUCUGGUCACAAACUGUGUGCAGAAGUAUUCCAUGGAGCAAGGCACCUGGAGAAGCACGGCGCCUCUUCCAGUACCGUUAGCCUGCCAUGUGGUGGUGACGGUGAAGAACAGGCUCUACGUGCUGGGUGGCUGGACACCACAG
Molecule: messenger RNA, 1341 nt
Organism: Fulmarus glacialis (Northern fulmar)
Lineage: Eukaryota; Metazoa; Chordata; Aves; Procellariiformes; Procellariidae
Gene: KBTBD12
Product: kelch repeat and BTB (POZ) domain containing 12
Exons: 2
Molecular function (GO): protein binding
Source: RefSeq, a predicted model, not a curated record